Molecule: messenger RNA, 2227 nt
Organism: Carassius gibelio (silver crucian carp)
Lineage: Eukaryota; Metazoa; Chordata; Actinopteri; Cypriniformes; Cyprinidae
Product: secreted frizzled-related protein 3
Exons: 7
Coding region: 349-1308 (319 amino acids)
Biological process (GO): canonical Wnt signaling pathway; non-canonical Wnt signaling pathway
Cellular component (GO): cytoplasm
Molecular function (GO): Wnt-protein binding
Source: RefSeq, a predicted model, not a curated record
AGCUGCUUCCAGUCUCUUUCUGUCAGCGGGAGCUGGAGGAGAGGUCAGUUCAGCAGCGCGCUCCUGAAGCGACGAACCCGAAGAGCAUUUCCUGGAGAGCAUUUCUUUUCUUUCUUUCUUUUUUCUUUUUUUCACACCACCAUUUCACCGAGAAUUAACAAAAAAAAAAAAAAAGAGCUUUUGUUCUCUGUGUGUCUGGUGCAAUACUUCAGUAUGCUGAAGUUGGUUUGAGGAACUAUGUUUUGGGGAGAUUUUACGCGCAAGAGUCUCCAGAAGAUCUCCGCAUGCCCUUAGUGACUUAUAAAUAGCGUCGUCUCUCACUUGUGUAUUUUUUUUAUCAACAAAAACAUGUUUUCCUACGAGAUGUUGAUCUGCGCCCUGGCUAUCGCCUGUCUGCUGGAGAUCCCCCGAGGCACCGCGGCCGCGUCCUGCGAGGCCAUCCGCAUCCCCAUGUGCAGGUCCAUGCCGUGGAACAUGACCAAGAUGCCCAACCACCUCCAUCACAGCACGCAGGCCAACGCCGUGCUCGCCAUCGAGCAGUUCGAGGGGCUCCUGGGCACCCAGUGCAGCCCGGACCUGCUGUUCUUCCUGUGCGCCAUGUACGCGCCGAUAUGCACCAUCGACUUCCAGCACGACCCCAUCAAGCCCUGUAAGUCCGUGUGCGAGCGGGCCAAGCGCGGCUGCGAGCCGGUCAUGAAGAAGUACAAUCAUACCUGGCCGGAGAGUCUGGCCUGCGAGGAGCUGCCCGUCUACGACCGAGGAGUCUGCAUCUCACCUGAGGCCAUAGUCAAGGCGGAGGGGCCAGAUAAUCCUUACUAUCAAGACCCUUCAAAAUGUAACCCUGAAGGAAAUCCAGACUUCCCGAUGGAUUCGCAUAAUGCCAACUGCAAAGGAGCUAAUGAUCGGUGCAAAUGCAAGUCUGUGAGACUUGUUCAAAAGACGUAUUCGAAGAACAAUUACAAUUAUGUCAUCCGGGCAAGAGUGAAAGAGAUCAAGACUAGAAAUCAUGACCUGAGCGCCAUCGUGGAGGUCAAAGACGUCCUGAAGUCUUCUCUGGUCAACAUCCCUCGGGACACCGUCACUCUUUAUUAUAACUCUGGGUGUCUGUGUCCUCCGCUAACAGCCAAUGAGGAAUAUAUCAUCAUGGGUUAUGAAAAUGAGGAAAGGUCCAGACUGCUGCUCCUUGAUGGAUCCAUCGCACUAAAGUGGAAAGACAAAGUGGGCCGGAAAGUGAAGCGCUGGGACCAGCUUUUGCGUGAGGGCCGAGCAACCUCAAGCAAGAGCAACACGAAGCGGAGCCGCCACUAACUGUCCUUAGAAAAACCACACGGACAAGCCAAGGAGGAGGGGGAAUCAAAACUGAAAAAUUGCACUAUUGUACCUUUGUUUGUUUGUUUUUCGUUUUUGGCUGAGACAGUUUGUUUGCUUUAUGUUUUAUUGUUGAUAUAUUCUCAUAAACAAAAUGUUGCCUUUGCACAAACAAAAUGUUGGUUUGACAUUGCUGUGUUUACUUGUUGGGAAAGGGUAGCGAGUGUCGGGCAGCGUUUGCCCAUCAAAGACAGAAGGAAUGACCGGGAGGGAGGAGUAUUUUUCUAGCGGCGUUGAGGUGGAGAGCCACGGAGAUGCCAGUUUGCUUUGACAUGACGCAGCACUCCAUUGAGCUCUCUGCGUACAAAAGCAACAAACGCGCCCUCAACACAAACUGCAGCUGCGCUGAAUUUCCCCCUCAGGAGGUUUAAACGUUCUUCUGAAGAACAAUGAACAGUGUGGGGAGAGAGAGAGAAUCCUUUGGCAGAAGCACAGAGAUGUCGAGAUGAUCCAAAACUAGGAGUGUAACAUUAUCACGGACGACGAAAACAAGCUGUUGGGCUUUCUGAAUGAUGUUCAUUUAAAAAAAAAAAAAAAAAAAAAAAGCUUUUUACAUGAUUAUUUCUGUUUUUUGUUUUCUCGUAGAUAUGCUUGAACUUAAGUGUCAUUCCUGGGAAGAAGUUGGAUUUGCAAGUGUCAUGCAAUUAAAAUGGCUAUUGUUGUACAAACAGUACAUAAUGAUUCAGAAUCCACCGUGAAUCCAUUAUCAGUCUAUAACUCGGUUUACAUCUAGCUGAAGAUAUGACCAUUAAUAUAUGCAUUGUUAAUGACAUCAGUUAAAAAGACAUUUUGUCUUCAAAGACAAACAAGAAUAUUUCUUCACUGUACUUUCCGUUCAAGUAAAGAUGUUUAAUCUUAA